GCAAAGAUGAUCUCCUUCAAGCAACUGCCCUUUGAAGCGAAGGCUGCAGUGGCUGCAGGUGUGGUUUUCUUCUCCACGAUGCUAUCGCGGAGCUACCUAGCAGAACAACUGGAGCUCAAGACACGCCGUCGGCUUGUGAGGUUGCAGAUGCUACUGUUCGUCAACAUGCUCAUGUUGAUAGGAUCUCGUCAUGUAUGGAGAAGCACAGUCACCAUGUUCUCCAGGUCUUCAGCUGCUACCUCCUUAUGUUUCAUGACAUGGAAAAUAGCUGUGUUGAUGUUUCUAGCUUUGGCACAUUCGAGCUUCUUUACGGUGCUGUUUCUUGUUGCAGAAGAGCCCUAUUUCUUUUCUUUAGCUGCCUACACCUGCCUAGGGGCCUAUAUUCUUCUUAUCUUCUUUCUCUUCACUCUAGGCUCUGUAGAGCAGGCUUUUAAGUUCUUGGCUGGGAGAAGUGCUAAGGCAGGCAGUGGCAAUAAGAAUAGCAGAACAGCAAUGAAGCCAAUUUUGUCAGUCAUGCUCACUGUUGUGCUGACCAUUGUUGGGCUGUUAAAUGCUUCCCAGCCUCCAGCUGUGAAUUCAGUGGAGAUUCCAGUUCACAAGCUGCCAUCAACAAUGAAUAACCUGAAAGUGGUGUUGCUCUCGGACAUCCACCUGGGGCCCACGGUCGGGAAGACCAAGCUUGCCAUGAUUGUGAGAAUGGUUAAGGCCUUGAAACCAGAUAUCACGGUGAUUGUGGGGGACCUGACGGACUCCGAGGCGCAAAUCAUGCGACCUGCUGUUGAACCUCUUGGAGAACUUAAUUCUCCUUUAGGGACUUACUUUGUCACAGGAAACCAUGAAUAUUACACAUCAGAUGUCAGCAACUGGUUUGAACUGUUGAAAUCAUUCAACAUUAGGCCCCUCCACAAUGAGAAUGUGAAGAUUGUUUCACCCAAGAGCACCGACGACUGGUUCUGCCUGGCUGGUGUUGAUGAUAUUGAGGCACACACGUUACGCUACUCGGGCCAUGGCAUGGAUUUAAAGAAAGCUCUCCGUGACUGUGGCAGUGAGCGUGCCAUAGUACUGUUAGCUCAUCAGCCAGUUGCUGCAAAGUGGGCCCUUCAGGAGAGGCCAGACAUAAAUUUAAUCCUCUCUGGCCAUACUCAUGGAGGGCAGAUGUUCCCGCUAAAUGCUGGGGCUUAUUUUCUGAACCCCUUCUUUGUUGGCUUGUACAAAGUUGGGCAGAACACCUUUGUCUAUGUCAGCCCAGGGACGAUGUACUUUGGAAUACCCAUGAGGCUGGGCAGCAGAGCUGAAAUAACAGAAAUAAUUCUGCGUUCUCCUUGAGGAGUCUCCCAGCUGACAGACUUCUGCCAUCUUUGUUGGUCAGUAUUUUGGCUCUUUUGCUCUGGAAGCAAAUCCUUUUUCAGGGAAGUCACGGAAGAUGUGUUAGGAUGGCUCAAGCAGC
Molecule: messenger RNA, 1447 nt
Organism: Tinamus guttatus (white-throated tinamou)
Lineage: Eukaryota; Metazoa; Chordata; Aves; Tinamiformes; Tinamidae
Source: RefSeq, a predicted model, not a curated record